Liolophura sinensis is the source of this 7333-nucleotide messenger RNA. Its product is annotated as mucin-2-like. The transcript is spliced from 11 exons. The record is from RefSeq and is a predicted model, not a curated record. Lineage: Eukaryota; Metazoa; Mollusca; Polyplacophora; Chitonida; Chitonidae. Bases 1 to 7287 code for a protein of 2428 amino acids.
AUGAGCAGCAGCAGCCCGACGACGGCAACAACCACCAGCGGGAGCAGCCCAACGACAGCCACAACCACCAUCAGCUUCAGCCCGACGACAGCAACAACUACCAACAGGAGCAGCCCGACGACAGCCACAACUACCAGCAGCAGCAGUCCGGUGGGUGCCAAGGUGUCCUCCAAAAGCAAUAGCUUUACCACAGCCACCACCACCAGCAGCAGCAGCAAGGCGACCACGGCAUCAACCACCACCACCAGCAGCAGCCGAAGGACGGUCACAACUACCAGCAGUACCAGUCCCAGCAGCGCGACUACGUCCAGCAGCAGCAGCCCGAUUACAGCCACCACCUCAACCAGUAGCAGCCCGACGACGUCAACAACCAGCACCAGCAGCCCGUCGACGGCCACCACCAGCAGCAGCACCAGCCCGACCACGGCAACAAGGACCACCACCAGCAGCAGCUCGACGACGGCAAAAACCACUAGCAUGAGCAGCAGCAGCCCGACGACAGCCACAACUACCAGCAGCAGCAGUCCGGUGGGUGCCAAGGUGUCCUCCAAAAGCAAUAGCUUUACCACAGCCACCACCACCAGCAGCAGCAGCAAGGCGAUCACGGCAUCAACCACCACCAGCAGCAGCAGCCGAAGGACGGUCACAACUACCAGCAGUACCAGUCCGCCGACGGCCACAACUACCAGCAGCAGCAGUCAGGCGGGCGCCAAUGUUUUGUACAAAAGCAACAGCCGAACAACAGCCACAACUACCAGCAGCACCAGCCCGAGGAAAGCCACAACUACCAGCAGCACCAGUCCGACGACGGCCACAACUACCAGCACCACCAGCCAGAAAACGGCCACAACUACCAGCAGCACCAGUCCGACGACGGCCACAACUACCAGCACCACCAGCCAGAAAACGGCCACAAAUACCAGCAGCAUCAGUCUGGUGGGCGCCAAGGUGUCCAUCAGAAGCGACAGCCCGACUACGGCCACCACCACCAGGAGCAGCAGAAUGACCAGGGCAACAAGCACCACCACCAGCCGCAGUCCGACGACAGCAGGAACCACUACCAGCAGCAGCAGCCGUUCGACGACGGCAACAACUACUAGCAGCGGCAACAGCCCGACGACGGACAUUUCCACCACUAGAGUCAGGAGCCCGUCAACAGCCACAACCACCACCAACAGUAUCUACACGACGGCCACAACUACCAGCAGCAGCAGUCCGGCGGUUGCCAAGGUGUCAUCCAGAAGGAACAGCCUGAAGACGGCCUCAAUUACCAGCAGCACCAUCGCUACGACGGCCACAACUACCAGCAGCACCAGCACAACGACCGCCACCACCACCAGCAGCAGCAGCCCGACGACGGCCACAACCACCACCAGCAGCACCACUAGCAGCAGCAGCAGCCCAGUGGCGGCCAAAACUACUACCAGCAGCAGUCCUUCAGCGGCAACAACUACCAGCAUAAGCAACUUGGCGGCUGUCAAGGUAUCCUCCCGAAGAAGCGGCACGACGACUGCCACAUCUACGAGCAGUAGAGGCCCGGCGACGGCCACAACCGCGAGCAGUAGCUGCCCGGCGACGGCUAUGACUAUCAGCAGCAGCAGACAGGCGGUGGCCAAGGUAUCCUCCAGCAGCAGAAACCCGACGAGGGCCACCACCACCACCAUAGAAACCAGCAGCAGCAGCCCGGCGGCCGUCACCAUUACCAGUAUUAGGAACUCAACUGCGGCCAAGAGUUUGUUAAGCAGCAGCCCGAUGACGGCAACAACUACCAACAGCACCAUCGCUACGACGGCCACAACCACCACCAGCAGCAACCCGACGACGGCCACAACCACCACCACCAACAGCAGCCCGUCGGCGACCACCAGCAGCAGCAUCAGCCCUUCGGCGGCCACAACUACCAGCUCGGCGGCUGUCAAGGUAUCCUCCAGCAGGAGCAGCCUGAUGACGGCGGCAAAAACUACCAGCAGCAGAGGCCCGACAACCGCUACAACUACGAUCAGCAGCGGCCCAGCGACGGCCAUGACUACCAGCAGCAGCAGCCGGGCGGUGGCCAGGGCGUCCGCCAGCAGCGGCCCUACGAGGAGCACCACUACAACCGCCACCACGAACAGCCCUGCGGCGGACACAACUAUUAGUAUCAGCAGCUCAACAGCGGCCAAGGUGUCCUUAAGCAACAGCCCGGGGACGGCCUCAACUACAAGCAACACCAUGGCUACGACGGCUACAACUACCAGCACCACCAGCACAACAACUGCUACAACCACCAGCAGCAGCAACCCAAGGAUGGCCAUAGCCACCACCACCACCAGCAGCAGCAGCCCGGCGGCGGGGUCCACCACCAGCAGCAGCAGCCUUUCGGCGGCCACAACUACCAGCAUAAGCAGCUCGGCGGCUGUCAAGGUAUCCUCCAGCAGAAGCAGCUCGACGACGACGACAACUACCAGCAGCACCAGCCCAACGACUGCCACAACAGUCAGCAGCAGCAGCCCAACGACGGCCACCACCGCCAGCAAGAGCAGCCUGACGACGGUCACAUUUACCAGCAACAGCAGCCCGGCGGCACUAACAAGUACCACCAAUAGAGGCCCGACGGCGAGCAAGGUAUCAUCCAACAGAGGCAGCUCGACGACGGCGGCCACAACAACCAGCAGCAGCAGUCUGGCAGGCGCCAAGGUGUCCUCCAGGAGAAACACCCCGACUACGGCCACCACCACCAGCAGCAGCAGCCCUACCACUGCAACAACCACCAACAGCAGUAGCAGCCCGACGAUGUCCACAACCAGCACCAGCAUCCCGUCGACGGCCACCAGCAGCAGCAGCGGCAUCAACAGCAGCAUGUUCACGGCAACAACAACCACCAGCAGCAGUAGCAGCAGAAUGACCAGGGCAACAAGCACCACCAGCAGCAGCCGUCCGACGACAGCAGAAAUCACUAGCAGCAGCAGCAGCCGUUCGACGACGGGAACAACUACUAGCAGCGGCAACAGCCCGACGACGGACAUUUCCACCACUAGAGGCAGGAGCCCGUCAACAGCCACAACCACCACCAGCAGCAUCCAUACGACGGCCACAACUACCAGCAGCAGUCCGGCGGCCGCCGAGGUGUCUUCCAGAAGCAGCAGCCCGACUACGGCCAGCAACAGCAGCAGGAGCAGCAGCAGCAGCAGCCCGAUCACAGCCACCACCUCAGCCAUUAGCAGCCCGACGACGUCCACAACCACCAGCAGGAGCAGCCCAACGACAGCCACAACUACUGCCAGCACCAGCCCGACGACAGCCACAACUACCAACAGCAGCAGCCCGAGGGCCGUAAAAUCUACCAGCAGCACCAGCUUGACGGCGGCAACAACUACCAGCAGCAGUAGUCCGGUGGGCGCCAAGGUGUCCUCCAAGAGCAGUAGAUUUACCACAGCCACCAGCAGCAGCAGCAGCAGCAGCGCAACCACGGCAUCAACCACCAGCAGCAGCAGCAGCCGGACGACGUUCACAACUACCAGCAGCACCAAUCCGACGACGGCCACAACUACCAGCACCACCAGCCAGAAAACGGCCACAAAUACCAGCAGCAGUAGUCCGGUGGGCGCCAAGGUGUCCACCAGAAGCGACAGCCCGACUACGGCCACCACCACCAGGAGCAGCAGAAUGACCAGGGCAACAAGCUCCACCACCAGCCGCCGUCCGACGACAGCAGGAACCACUACCAGCAGCAGCAGCCGUUCGACGAUGGCAACAAUUACUAGCAGCGGCAACAGCCCGACGACGGACAUUUCCACCACUAGAGGCAGGAGCCCGUUACCAGCCACAGCCACCACCAGCAGCAUCCAUACGACGGCCACAACUACCAGCAGCAGCAGUCCGGCGGCCGCCAAGAUGUCUUCCAGAAACAGCAGCCCGACUACGGCCAGCAACAGCAGCAGGAGCAGCAGCAGCAGCCCUAUUACAGCCACCACCUCAACCAGUAGUAGCCCGACGACGUCAACAACCAGCACCAGCAGCCCCAGCCCGACGACGGCAACAACCACCAGCAGGAGCAGCCCAACGACAUCCACAACUACCAGCAGCACCAGCCCGACGACUGCCACAACUACCAACAGGAGCAGCCCGAGGACCGUCACAACUACCAGCAGCACCAGCCUGACGACGGGAACAACUACCAACAGCAGCAGCCCGACAACAGCCACAACUACCAGCAGUAGCGGCCCAGCGACGGCCAUGACUACCAGCAGCAGCAGCCAGGCGGUGGCCAGGGCGUCCGCCAGCAGCGGCCCUACGAGGAGCACCACUACAACCGCCAGCACGAACAGCCCUGCGGCGGACACAACUAUUAGUAUCAGCAGCUCAACAGCGGCCAAUGUGUCCUUAGGCAACAGCCCGGGGACUACAAGCAACACCAUGGCUACGACGGCUACAACUACCAGCAACACCAGCACAACAACUGCUACAACCACCAGCAGCAGCAACCCAAGGAUGGCCAUAGCCACCACCACCACCAGCAGCAGCAGCCCGGCGGCGGGGUCCACCACCAGCAGCAGCAGCCUUUCGGCGGCCACAACUACCAGCAUAAGCAGCUCGGCGGCUGUCAAGGUAUCCUCCAGCAGAAGCAGCUCGACGACGACGACAACUACCAGCAGCACCAGCCCAACGACUGCCACAACAGUCAGCAGCAGCAGCCCAACGACGGCCACCACCGCCAGCAAGAGCAGCCUGACGACGGUCACAUUUACCAGCAACAGCAGCCCGGCGGCACUAACAAGUACCACCAAUAGCGGCCCGACGGCGAGCAAGGUAUCAUCCAACAGAGGCAGCUCGACGACGGCGGCCACAACAACCAGCAGCAGCAGUCUGGCAGGCGCCAAGGUGUCCUCCAGGAGAAACACCCCGACUACGGCCACCACCACCAGCAGCAGCAGCCCUACCACUGCAACAACCACCAACAGCAGUAGCAGCCCGACGAUGUCCACAACCAGCACCAGCAUCCCGUCGACGGCCACCAGCAGCAGCAGCAUCAACAGCAGCAUGUUCACGGCAACAACAACCACCAGCAGCAGUAGCAGCAGAAUGACCAGGGCAACAAGCACCACCAGCAGCAGCCGUCCGACGACGGCAACAACCACCAGCAGGAGCAGCCCAACGACAUCCACAACUACCAGCAGCACCAGCCCGACGACUGCCACAAGUACCAACAGGAGCAGCCCGAGGACCGUCACAACUACCAGCAGCACCAGCCUGACGACGGGAACAACUACCAACAGCAGCAGCCCGACAACAGCCACAACUACCAGCAGCAGCAGUCCGGUGGGCGCCAAGGUUUCCACCAGAAGCUACAGCCCGACUACGGCCACCACCACCAGGAGCAGUAAAAUGACCAGGGCAACAAACACCACCACCAGCAGCAGUCCGACGACAGCAGUAACGACUACCAGCAGCAGCCGUUUGACGACGGAAACAACCAGUAGCAGUGGCAACAGCCCGACGACGGACAUUUUCACCACUAGAGGCGGGAGCCCGUCAACAGUCACAACCACCACCAGCAGCAGCAGUCCGGCGGCCGCCAAGGUGUCUUCCAGGAGCAGCAGCCCGACUACGGCCAGCAACAGCAGCAGGAGCAGCAGCAGCAGCCCGACUACAGCCACCACCUCAACCAACAGCAGGAGCGGCAGGAGCCCAAAGACAGCCACAACUACCAGCAGCACCAGCUCGAUGACGGCCACAACUGCCAGCAGCAGCAGCAUCUCGACGACCGCCACAACCAGCAGCAGCACCAGGCUUCCGACUGCCACAACUACCAGCAGCACCAGCCCGACGGCUGCGAGAACUACUACCGCCAGCACCAGCCCGACGACGGCCACCACCACCAGUUCCAGCACGACGACGGCCACCACCGCCACCACCACCACCAGCCAGACGACGACCACCACCACCACUACCUCCAGCCCGACGGCGACCACAACUACUACCAGCAGCAGCAGCCGCACGACGGCGACCACCACCAGCAGCAGCAGGCCGACAACGGCAGCCACCACCACCAGUAGCACCAUCCCUACAACAGCCACAACUACCAGCAGCAGCAGUCCGGCGGCCGCCAAGGUGUCCUCCACGAGGAGCAGCCCGACGACGGCCAACACCACAAGCAGCAGGAGCCCGACCACGGCCACCACCACCAGCAGCAGCAUCCCGACGACGGCUAAGGCGUUUACUAAAUCUGAACAGGGCAUCUACAAUCCGGCGAAAGUCGAAUAUGGUUUGAAGUUGACCAUUUCCAUCAACGUAGUAUUCAACGUGAGCAAGAAAAAAGAGUAUACCAUGGAUUUUGAGAACAAGCUGACCAUCGCUUACCAGAACAUCCCUGGGUUCAUCAAAGUGACAAUACUUCAUGUAAGACCAGGAAGUGUGAUGUGUGAUCACGAGGUCAAAUUCGACGCCAUCAAAGUUCAGAAAGAUGGGAACAUGGUUGACGUCACCCACAUCAUCGAGGAUGAGGUGCUGGAGAAAGGAUUACCGUAUCUCAGGAAUGUUACCAUUGCUAAUGGCACUGUGAAUGAAAAAAAGUUCAAGAAAUCAUUAAAGAGAGCUAGGAGACAUGCUAUUCUCCACACGUGUAGUGUAGUGACACUUGACUGCGCUCCUGGUUUCAACUGCAACUCGUCAGACAGUGCAAAACCUGUCUGUCUGUCAGACUGUGAGACGGAAACCGGCCGUGAGAAAUGCGGAAGUCAUGGCACAUGCACUCUGAGGAGUAACGGGAAUAUGACAUGCGUUUGCACCGAGACUCCGAAGGAAAUUUACAGUGGACACGACUGCAGUAUUCGGGUGGAGAAAUUCCGUUUAGAAAAGAAUAAAAUAAUCGCCAUUGGAGUCGGAGCUGGAGGAGGCGUUCUCCUCGUUUUCAUAAUUAUCAUCAUUAUCCUGAUUCGCAAACUACGGAAGCCCAAGAACAGAAACAGAUCCAAGCGUAGAGGAUUUGAGGAGGUGGGAAACUUCUCGUCAAGGGAGUUAACCAGCAUCCGAGUAUCAGACCUGGAGUUACGGGACUCAGAGCAGAAGGACACAAACCCUGACAGGACGGCUAUCAAUGGGAGAUAUAAUGCUGCAUGUACUAAUAAGCCUUAUUCCGGUGAGUAUGGUGCUACAGUAGACUCGAGAUGGAAUAUGCACACUCCAAGUUCACACAGCUUCGCUGAUGACCAAAGCCUGGACGAGGCAAGAUUGGAACAGAACUUGCGCACGCUACAGCCAAUAGGAAAGUGCAUCAUAGAGAGGCCUAAAUUCUCGUUUCAAAUAUAGACGACCAGAAAUCAACCGACACGGGACGACACCAUGGCUUCAUGCA